This is a messenger RNA of Nerophis lumbriciformis (worm pipefish), 588 nucleotides long. The record is from RefSeq and is a predicted model, not a curated record. Lineage: Eukaryota; Metazoa; Chordata; Actinopteri; Syngnathiformes; Syngnathidae.
UCAAGCGAGUGUUCGUCACUUUUGUCUUUCUCUGCGGGAUUAAAAGUGACAAACAUCUUUUUGUUUCGUGCUGACAUCAUGAACUUGUUUUUAUUCGUUCUUCUGGUCGUGCAAAUGCACAGCGUGACGCCUGUGAUUCACACGCUGCAGUAUUUCUACACUGCGUCCUCUCAAGUUCCAAACUUCCCAGAGUAUGUGAGUGUUGGUUAUGUUGAUGGAGUUGAGAUUAGUUACUAUGACAGCAACAUCAGGAAAGCAGAAUCCAAACAGGACUGGAUGAACAAAAUCACAGCAGAGGAUCCAAAAUACUGGCAGAGAGUAACAGAGAUCAGUGUUGUUAAUGAGUUAAUUGCCAAACACAACCUUGAAGUUCGUAAGAAGCGUUUCAACCAAACUGGAGGUUUGUUUAUGUUGAACUUUCUACUACUUCAAUAUAUUUGAUGUACUCUUGUUAUACUGUAGUAAAACACACAUUACUGCACUGAUAUACCUUGUCUCUGUCCAUCCCAUAAUAACCUACACAAAUACUGUGUGUGUGUGUGUGUGUGUGUGUGUGUGUGUGUGUGUGUGUGUGUGUGUGUGUGUGUG